CAGUCUUUUAUUUCUCCUGCCUAUUGGAACUGACCCAGCUUCUGAAGAGAAAGUGAAAGUAAAUGCAGACAGUUUGCCUCGGCUGAGAGCACUGCAACACUGGAUAUACUUUAUACAUAUAUAUCUCUUUCAUUCAAGUCUCCCCCCAACACACAUGCACAUGGAAUAGUAGCCUAAUACCAUCACUUGUCUGGGCCUUUCUAUCCUGUAAUGAACGACUUGAAGGUGGACUUUUAUUUUGAUUUAUAAACAGCCAAGGAGACUGAAGAAAAUGCUUAACACUGCAAAGUCAAGAAGAAUAAGAGGCUUCCCAUUAUGUGUUGUGGUUCUGUACUUUAUUUGCACAUCUUUUAGCAUACAGCCUACCUUAGCAGCUAGCGAGGCAACGGAAAAUGCAAAAAAAUUUCCUUGGGAGAACCUAAGGUUACCUCAAUUUGCGGCUCCUUUUCAUUAUGACCUUCAAAUCCAUCCUAAUCUAACCACUUUUACAUUUACUGGCCUUACCAAGGUUAUGGUUACAGUAACCCAGAAAACUAGCUUUUUGGUCCUUCAUAGUAAAAAUUUGGAAAUUACAAAGACAAGUAUAGAAAGAAAAAUGGGAAAGAACCCAGUGCUUCAGGACCUGUUGCUUCUUGAGCAUCCUGUAAAUGAGCAAAUUGCACUUCUUACUGCUGAUCCAUUAAUUCCUGGAGAAAACUAUACAAUCUACAUUGAGUAUAACGCCAACCUUUCACAGAGUUUUCGUGGCUUUUAUAAAAGUACCUACAGAACUAAAGAUGGAGAGGUCAGAGUACUUGCAUCAACCCAAUUUGAGCCUACAGCUGCAAGAACAGCCUUCCCGUGUUUUGAUGAGCCCGCCUUCAAAGCUAGCUUCUCAAUUCAAAUCCGAAGAGAACCAAAGCACCACGCUGUGUCUAACAUGCCUAUAGUGAAGACAGUGAAUAUUGGAGGAGGGCUGCUUGAGGACUAUUUUGCUGUUAGUGUGAAGAUGAGCACAUACUUGGUGGCCUUUAUUGUCUCAGACUUUAAAUCAAUCAGUCAAGUAACAGAUCAUGGAGUUACGAUUUCUGUGUAUGCUGUUCCAGAGAAGAUAGAUCAGGCAGAGUAUGCGCUAAAGGCAGCUGUAAAAUUGUUGGACUUUUAUGAAGACUACUUCAACAUUCCAUACCCUUUACCAAAACAGGAUCUGGCUGCAAUACCUGAUUUCCAAUCUGGUGCUAUGGAAAACUGGGGUCUGACAACCUACAGGGAGACCAUGUUGCUUCAUGAUCCAAAAACAUCAACCGCAUCACAUAAACUCUCGGUUACUAUGGUAAUUGCCCAUGAGCUGGCACAUCAGUGGUUUGGGAAUUUGGUAACAAUGGAUUGGUGGAAUGACCUUUGGCUUAAUGAAGGCUUUGCUAAAUUUAUGGAAUAUGUUUCAGUCAGAGUUACCUAUCCAGAGCUGCAAGUGGAGGACUAUUUCUUGGACAAAUGCUUUCAAGCUAUGGAUGUUGAUUCACUCAACUCCUCUCAUGCUGUGUCUACACCUGUGGAGAACCCAGAAGAGAUACAAGAAAUGUUUGAUGAGGUCUCAUAUGAUAAGGGUGCCUGCAUUCUUAAUAUGCUAAUGGACUACAUGGGUGCGGAAAGCUUUGAAGCUGGGAUUGUGUCUUACUUACGUCGGUACAGUUACCGCAAUGCUAGGAAUGAAGACCUGUGGAACAGCAUGACUGAUGUUUGCCCCUCAGAUGAGACAAACAAUGGAUACUGUACAAAGACACGCCAAACAUCUCACUGGACCAAAGGUAAUAUUAUUGAUGUAAAGUCGAUGAUGAAUACUUGGACUUUACAAAAAGGUUUCCCAUUGGUGACUGUAACAGUGAAAGGGAAGUAUGUUUAUCUUCAUCAGGAGCAUUAUCUGAAAGGGAGCAUUGAUACUGAGGCAUCUGGAUUACUUUGGCAUAUUCCUUUGACGUAUAUCACAAGCAAAUCUAACGUGGUGCAAAGAUUUCUGCUGACCAAUAGAACAGAUGUCCUAGUCCUGGCUGAAGAGGUGGAAUGGAUAAAGUUCAAUGUGGGGAUGAACGGUUACUACAUUGUACAUUAUGAAGGGGAAGGUUGGGAUGCAUUAAUUCAACUCCUGCAGAAGAACCACACGGCUACCAGCAGCAACGACCGAGCCAAUCUCAUUAAUAGUGCUUUCCAACUAGUAAGCAUUGCUCGAUUGCCCAUUGACAAAGCUCUCAGCCUUUCUUUGUAUUUGAAAAACGAAGAUAAAAUAAUGCCAGUAUUCCAAGGGAUGGAUGAGCUGAUUCCAAUAUACAAACUAAUGGAAAGGAGAGAUAUGCAGGAAGUUGAAAAUCAAAUGAAGAACUAUAUCCUAAAUCUGUUUCGCAAGUUGAUCGAUGCCCAGUCCUGGACAGAUGAGGGCAGUGUUUCAGAGAGAAUGCUGCGCAGCUCACUGCUCCUGUUUGCCUGUGUGCGCAAGUACCAGCCGUGUGUGCAGAAAGCAGAGGAGUAUUUUAAGAGAUGGCAGGAGUCCAAUGGAACAAUAAGCUUGCCGCGGGAUGUUGCAUUAGCUGUUUAUGCUGUGGGUGCUCAGACUAAUGAAGGAUGGGACUUCCUCUUUGAGAAAUACAAGACGACUCUCUCAGGAAGUGAAAAGAACCAGAUCCAACUAGCGCUGACCAUCACUUCUCUUAAACAUAAGUUACAGUGGCUUAUGGAAGAAGGGAUGAAAGGGGAUCAUGUCAGAACACAAGACCUCCCCCAUAUUGUCCUGUGUGUGAGUAGGAACCCAGUGGGUCAUACAUUGGCUUGGGAGUUCCUCAAGAACAACUGGGGCAACUUGGUGCAAAAGUUUGAGCUGGGAUCUCGUACUAUUGGCAGCAUGGUUGUUGGAAUCACAAAGCAGUAUUCAACUAGAGAAUGGCUGAAAGAGGUUACCGGAUUCUUCGACUCAUUAAAGGAAAUGGGGUCCCAGCUGCGCUGCGUUCAACAAGCAAAGGAGACAAUUGAGGAGAACAUUAGAUGGAUGGAUAAGAACUUUGAUCUUGUUAAAGGCUGGUUAGAGAAUAACAGCUAGACAUUUGUUCCAUGUUUCAUAGCGACUGACACGGGCCUUACUAUACACAGAUAUUCUUUUGUUUUGGUUUUUAAACAAUUUCUAUUUCAACUGAAUGAAAGGCAUCAAAAUGCAUCAUAGUUACUUUUCAUUUACUUGAAAAGGAAAAGCCUGGCAGCACCUGUACUUGUACCUUUUAGCUGGAAAACACUCUGGCUGAAAACAUUUCCCAUUGAAGGAUUGAGAGGUGUUUGGGCCAAUUCGUGCCAUCACAUUAUUUAUUAUAUGCCAGCAUCUGUAGCCAUGAAUGCAAUUUUUGCCUGAUUGGGUCACCAAAUUUAAUAAGUUGAUAUCAUAAUUGGUGCAUAUGUUAAUUGAUGAGGAAAAGACCUAUCU
This is a messenger RNA of Xenopus laevis (African clawed frog), 3442 nucleotides long. RefSeq names its product endoplasmic reticulum aminopeptidase 1 L homeolog (gene erap1.L). The record is from RefSeq and is a predicted model, not a curated record. Gene Ontology annotation, biological process: proteolysis; peptide catabolic process. NCBI's taxonomy places the organism in Eukaryota, Metazoa, Chordata, Amphibia, Anura, Pipidae. Gene Ontology annotation, cellular component: cytoplasm; membrane; endoplasmic reticulum membrane. Bases 272 to 3067 code for a protein of 931 amino acids. Gene Ontology annotation, molecular function: zinc ion binding; metallopeptidase activity; metalloaminopeptidase activity. The transcript is spliced from 19 exons.